AUGCAUAAUGGAGAUCAUCCAUAUCAAUGUCGUCAAUGUGAUAAGUCAUUUACACGGCAAGAUUCCUUGAACACUCACGAAAGAAUACAUAGUGGAGAACGUCCAUAUCAAUGUCGACAGUGCGAAAAGACAUUUACACAGCAAGGUCACUUGAAGACGCACGAAAGAAUACAUAGUGGAGAUCGUCCAUAUCAAUGCCGACAGUGUGAUAAGACAUUUACACGGCGAUAUCGCUUGAAGACGCACGAAAGAAUACAUAGUGGCGAACGUCCAUAUCAAUGUCGUCAGUGUGAUAAGACAUUUACAUACCAAGGUUCCUUGAAGAGGCACGAAAGGAAACACAGUGAUGAUCGUCCAUAUCAAUGUCACUCAUCAUUGUGA
Molecule: messenger RNA, 381 nt
Organism: Paramuricea clavata
Lineage: Eukaryota; Metazoa; Cnidaria; Anthozoa; Malacalcyonacea; Plexauridae
Source: the annotation of a GenBank genome assembly